Messenger RNA from Corylus avellana, 1923 nucleotides. RefSeq names its product 2-oxoacid dehydrogenases acyltransferase family protein. Gene Ontology annotation, molecular function: dihydrolipoyllysine-residue acetyltransferase activity. Gene Ontology annotation, cellular component: chloroplast envelope; chloroplast thylakoid; pyruvate dehydrogenase complex. Lineage: Eukaryota; Viridiplantae; Streptophyta; Magnoliopsida; Fagales; Betulaceae. Gene Ontology annotation, biological process: pyruvate decarboxylation to acetyl-CoA. The record is from RefSeq and is a predicted model, not a curated record.
GACCUCCGCCCUCCUUCGAUGCGUUCGAGAAAUCGAAAUUAACUCUCCAACCCAACAAAUACCACCAAAGCACGCACACUCACAGACGCAUACACUCUCCCAGCAACACGCCAAUGAGCGCCCAAAUGGCUCACCUUCUCGGCACCUCCUUCGUGCCCUCCGCCACCGCGCUGCGCAGGGGCCCCGGCCUCCACGCUGUUACGGGGCGCAACGGGAGCAGUUGCGCCACGCGAAUCCAGGCGAAGAUCCGGGAGAUCUUCAUGCCGGCGCUCAGCUCGACCAUGACGGAGGGGAAGAUCGUGUCGUGGAUGAAGUCCGAGGGAGACAAGCUGUCCAAGGGCGAGAGCGUGGUCGUGGUGGAGUCCGACAAGGCUGACAUGGACGUCGAGACCUUCUACGAUGGUUACCUCGCUGCCAUUAUGGUUGAUGAGGGUGGCGUCGCCCCCGUUGGCUCCGCAAUCGCCCUCCUCGCUGAGUCCGAGGCCGAGAUCGCUGAGGCCAAGUCUAAAGCCUCCGCCAACUCUUCCUCCUCCACUUCUCCUCCUCCUCCUCCUCCUUCUCCAUCGCCAGUCGCUGAACCGGAGAAGAUUGCGGUGAAUGUUGCUCCCGUGGCGCCACCUGUUGCGGUGACGGUGGCGUCCACACACCCCGCUUCCGAGGGAGGGAAGAGGGUGGUGGCGUCCCCCUACGCGAAGAAGCUCGCGAAGGAGCUGAAGGUGGAGUUGGGGAGGAUCGUAGGGAGUGGGCCAAUGGGUAGGAUUGUGGCCAAGGACGUCGAAGCUGCUGCUUCGACUGCUGCUGCUGACUUGGCGCCUAUCGGUUCUUCGGCGCCUGCGGUGGCUCCGGCAGGGAUUGAGCUGGGGACGGUGGUGCCGUUCACGACGAUGCAGGCAGCGGUGAGUAGGAACAUGCUGGAGAGUCUGGCCGUGCCAUCCUUCAGAGUCGGGUACACUAUCACCACCAACGCGCUUGAUGCUCUGUACAAGAAGAUCAAGUCAAAGGGAGUAACCAUGACGGCAUUGCUGGCCAAGGCAACGGCGCUUGCUUUGGUUAAACAUCCUGUUGUGAAUUCUAGUUGCAGAGAUGGUAAGAGCUUUACUUAUAACAGUAGCAUCAACAUUGCAGUUGCUGUAGCUAUAGAUGGUGGAUUGAUUACACCAGUGCUUCAGGAUGCUGAUAAGGUCGACAUAUAUUCAUUGUCAAGAAAGUGGAAGGAAUUAGUUGAUAAGGCCCGGGCCAAGCAGCUACAGCCUCAUGAAUAUAAUACAGGUACUUUCACUCUUUCUAACCUUGGGAUGUUUGGUGUUGAUCGGUUUGAUGCCAUUCUACCACCUGGAACGGGAGCUAUCAUGGCUGUUGGAGCAUCUCAGCCCACAGUUGUUGCUAGCAAGGAUGGUAGGAUAGGCAUGAAGAACCAGAUGCAGGUAAAUGUUACAGCAGAUCAUCGUGUAAUCUAUGGUGCUGAUCUGGCUUCAUUCUUGCAAACCUUGGCAAAGAUUAUUGAGGAUCCCAAAGAUCUUACCUUCUAGUUUCCCUUUCCUUGUCAUAUGGAGAUAUUUUCCCCCUAAUAUGUGCCAAAGGCUCGUGGUCGGGUAGACUCAUGGGAGAAAUUUAGAAGCUAGUCACCUCUGUUCAGGAAACAGGAGCAGAAUUUUGAAGAGCAAAGUUUAUUUGAGUUCUAGGUUCUUCAAUUUUUAUUUGCCUGAUUUUUCAGACAUUAUAGGUUUUUCAGUUUGAUGUUGUCAUAAAUUAUGGUUGUUUAUUGCUGCCCAGUAUAUCAAAUUGUACCGUUCAUUGUUGUCUUGUGAUCAGAUUUUCUUCUUUAGUUUGCUGAAGCACGUAUCUCUCCUGAGAUUUCAAGUGCAUGUUCUUCAAGUUGAAUGGAUAUAGCCGAACAGAAAUUCUGGGUCUCUGUUCAUUCAA